AUGGCUAAGAAGAAAGAUUCGAAGAAAUACAAAAACGAUAAAGCAGAUUCCCCUUCUGGCGAUGACGAAAGCUCCGCCAGCGAGUCUACUGAAUCUCAGUAUACGAAACCGGAUUUAACUAGCUAUGUUGAUAGGCUUUCAUCUCCUCGCCCGGAAAUACGAAAGAAGCAGUUAUUACUGAUUCAAAAAGAACUUCGUUCUAAUUAUCCCGCCUUUUCUGAUGAUUGGAACUAUAAAGAAACGCUUCUAUCUGGCAUAGAGUCGAUCUUAAAGAAGGGUAAACUGAGCGAACAGGUCGAGGCCCUUCGGUGUCUCAGUAUAUAUUUUACUCAGAUCCCUUAUUCGGAAAAUCAAGCUAUAGGAGAGCGCUUCCAAGAGUUUUUUGAGACGACACUCUGCGAUUCAACAAAACCAGGGGAGUUGAGAGCUGCGUGUGCUACUACUGUUGCUUGGUUACAUUAUAUAAGUGAGCCCAUGGGUCUUCCGUAUAUUAAAAAUUUAAUGGAGAAAUUAUCAAAUGUAUUUAAAAGUGCCUGUCUCAAGGGUGAUGGAAUGCCCCCGGACUUUCCAAAGGCGCAGAUAGAUUUACAUAAAGAUUGCCUCUUUGCUUGGGGUCUUUUAUUUACUUCUCUUCCCUCUCUUGAUGCUGAUGAAGUCGGAAGGAAUAUUAUUUGCCAUCUCGUAUCUCUUCUUCAGUCUAAAUAUAUGGUGGUUCGUAUGGCUGCAUGUGACGUUGUGGCUCUUGUAUAUGAACGAAUCCGCGAAGAAACGAAGGAAAGUUUUAAGGGAUCUUACUACGAGACCCUCCUUCAGGUUCUUGACGAUCUUAGUUUCGGUUCGAAUAAAUACACAUCUAAGGCUGAUGCCAAGAAACAGCGUUCGAAUUUUCGAGAUCUAUUUAGAUUCCUUCAAAAUCAUGAGACUCCCACAUUGAAGGUCAAACUUGCCUCCGAGAAUCUCAACCUUGAUACCUAUCAAAAGGUAUUCACCUAUCAGGCUUAUUGCCAUCUCUUGACUCUUGGAAUCAACCUCCAUUUACAGGAAAACAUGCUUUUGCGUCAAUUUUUCGAUUUAGGUCUUCCACUUCCACCGAUUCAGCAGAACCAACGUGUUCGUGCUGCCGAUAAAAGAAUGAGGAGCUUGAUGAAUGAACAGGCCUCAAAAGACCGAAAGAAGGAGUUGAGUAAGAAACGAGGCAAGAAGGCUGAAUUUCUCCUUGAGGACUCCUGA
This is a messenger RNA of Rodentolepis nana, 1230 nucleotides long. Lineage: Eukaryota; Metazoa; Platyhelminthes; Cestoda; Cyclophyllidea; Hymenolepididae. The record is from the annotation of a GenBank genome assembly.